Phytophthora sojae is the source of this 1029-nucleotide messenger RNA. RefSeq lists its product as hypothetical. Lineage: Eukaryota; Oomycota; Peronosporomycetes; Peronosporales; Peronosporaceae. The annotation marks the transcript as partial. The record is from RefSeq and is a predicted model, not a curated record. The transcript has 2 exons.
GAGGCGGAGGAAGUGGAUGACUCGGUAGAAGCGCUGGAGGACUUGAUCCUGGAGGCGUACAACAACAUGCAGAUCGACGGAGAGUACAUCUUCCUUCCGGACGAAGUGGCGGAAAAGCUUCACCGAGCUGCCGAGCAGAUCAAGAUCCAGGACAACGGGGAGGAGGAGACAACGGAAAACAAUACAAGUGCGGGGGAAGAUAGCAGCAGUGGUGACAUUGCCGCUGCUACGAACGCAGUGGAGGAGGUGAAGUCAUCCCAGCAGACAUCAACCGAACGACCAGAACCUGAGCAGGAGCAGGACCAAGAACCGUGCAGUAAAGAGACGCUGAAGGAGAAAGAAGGCGAAGCGCUUGAGCAUCAUCAGACUCAAAUGCAUGCUGCGCAGAAUGAACAAGACAAUUUAGCUGAAGAUGAGCACGCAAGGCUGCAUAAGAUGAAGGAGUUGCAGUCGGUGGCAGCAGAGCUGCGCGAGGAGAAGCACCAGCAACGAAUCCCUCGAGCAGUGUCUUCGGAGAAUCUCUUUACGGAGUUGGAGCCUGUACCCGAGAUUGACGAAAGCGCGUCCAGUGGCCCGCCAUCACCAUCGCCGCCGCAUUCCCGCUCGCAUAGCGGAGUAAAUACGCCGAAGCGAAGCUCACGCACACCAGCACGUGGAGGACAUGGGCAUUUUCCUCCACCGCCGAUUAUUUCCUUAAGCUCCACUCCAAGUAGUGCCGCUGCUAGCCCAGACCAAAUGGGAAAAUCUCCAGCGUCACGAACAUCAGAUCAAUCAGGUGGCAGCAAACGCAAGGGCAAAGUACUCACGUACGAAAAGAGGAGGGAGGCCGCGCUCAAGCUGAAGCAGGAUAAAAAGAAACGGGAGCUGCUCAUCCGCGAGUCUGCGCGUAAACAACGCGAGGACGCCAAGCGGCAACUCGAGGAGGUGCACCAGAAGGAGAUGGAGGAGAAGCGUGAGCGUGUGCGACGAAUUCGAGAGGAGCGGCUCCACCGCCAAACUGGGAAAGGUGCGAAGGGAUCGAAGAAGGCU